AUGGAAAAGAAGGAGGAAGAAGAGGAGGAAGGGGAGGAGGACGAGGAGGAGGACGAGGAGGAGGGAGAGAAGUCAGACCGAGUUGGUGACAUCAGCCGACCUCGCUCCUCCUUCCUGUGCCUUCGAAUGCUGUGCGGGAGGAUGGACAGGCAGAAGAGGACAAACGAUCGUGUGGUGGGCAGGAAGAACGGAGCGCCUGAACUGACCCUACAACGUCCAGGCGGGGGGAGGAGGAGGAGGCAAUAA
Molecule: messenger RNA, 246 nt
Organism: Spirometra erinaceieuropaei
Lineage: Eukaryota; Metazoa; Platyhelminthes; Cestoda; Diphyllobothriidea; Diphyllobothriidae
Source: the annotation of a GenBank genome assembly